This is a messenger RNA of Sinocyclocheilus rhinocerous, 1037 nucleotides long. RefSeq names its product dnaJ homolog subfamily B member 14-like. Gene Ontology annotation, molecular function: Hsp70 protein binding. The transcript has 4 exons. The coding region runs from base 167 to 562 and encodes 131 amino acids. Gene Ontology annotation, cellular component: endoplasmic reticulum membrane. NCBI's taxonomy places the organism in Eukaryota, Metazoa, Chordata, Actinopteri, Cypriniformes, Cyprinidae. The record is from RefSeq and is a predicted model, not a curated record. Gene Ontology annotation, biological process: cellular response to misfolded protein.
UUGUCACGUUAAUGAGACACGUCUGGUUAGGUGUGUGGGGAACUGAAAAUGUGAUUUUGUUUCUUCAGCGAACACACAUGAAUUCACUAACGGCCGAACAUACAGUCACCAUACGGAUGAAACCAGAAGAGCGAGAGCAGAGGAGAGGGGAGAUGGUGGGUUCUCCAUGUUUAUUCAGCUGAUGCCAAUCGUUGUGCUGGUCUUGGUCUCAAUCUUCAGCCAGCUUCUGGUGUCCACACCACCUUAUAGCCUGUACUCCAGACCGUCCACAGGACAGACUGUUAAAAGACAAACCGAAAACCUGCAUGUGGACUAUUUUGUCACCAGAGAUUUCAAAUCAGAAUAUAAGGGCUCAGCUUUGCUAAAGAUUGAGAAGAGUGUAGAAGAGGAUUAUGUUUCUAAUGUGCGAAACAACUGCUGGAGGGAAAGACAGACAAAAACAGACCUACUGUAUGCUGCUAAGGUCUACAGAGACGAAAGACUACAGCGGAAGGCUGAGCUCAUGACCAUGGAGAACUGCAAAGAGCUGGAUAGAUUAAAUGAUCUGUUCCGUGGAGGAUAAACCUGAAACUGAAACUAAUGGACAUUUAUGAAAAUAAGAUACCAUAGGUAUAAAUGUAAAUAUUUAUUGUUUGGUGUUUUUUUUUUUUUUACAUUCUUAUAGAAAGAAAACAUAUUUAACUAAUGAGAGAGUUCAAAAGUCCCUCAUCUUCCACUGCAAUAUACUUUGCUUCAAGGUUUUUCAAAUCAACUGAGAAAAAUAUCAUUUUUACCUAGCAAUCCAUUUUUAAUCGGUUUCUCUUUUAUGCCUGACUUGACUAAAUCGUGAGAAAUGAUCUUAGAUGUUCUACACUUGAACACAACCUUUUUUUUUCCCUUUCUUCUUGACUUCUUGAACCCAAACCUUUGACUUUUAUUGACUCCAUGUCAUUGUUGUUCUCCGUGUUAAGUUUUUAAGUGCUACUAACUUGAAGAGACCACUAUUUUGAAUCUUAAUGAAACUUAAAUUGUACAAAUAAAAUAAAAACAUUUAAACA